This is a messenger RNA of Gallus gallus (chicken), 2304 nucleotides long. RefSeq names its product GH3 domain containing (gene GHDC). The transcript has 8 exons. Gene Ontology annotation, molecular function: acid-amino acid ligase activity. Bases 101 to 1747 code for a protein of 548 amino acids. Lineage: Eukaryota; Metazoa; Chordata; Aves; Galliformes; Phasianidae. The record is from RefSeq and is a predicted model, not a curated record. Gene Ontology annotation, cellular component: cytoplasm.
GCCGGAGCCGGAACAGCCGGCGGCGAUCGGGGGGGCGGCCGGGGGGCAGCGGGAGCGCGGCGCGGCGGGGCGGGGCGGUGCGGUGAGGUGAGGUGCGGGGAUGCUGUCGGCCGCGCUGCCGGGGAUGCUGCUGUCCGCGGCUCCCGGGGCGAUGUUGGCCGCGGUCGUCGCGCUGUUGGUGGCCGUGUGUGUGGUGCUGCCCUCCGCCCCGCCGCUGCGGCACCUCCUGCUCCGCGCCGCGCUGCUGCGGGCCUCGGGGUGGCAGCGGCGCCGCCUGGAGCUGCAGAGCACCGACGUGCGGCACGGGCAGGAGCGGCGGCUGCGGCGGCUGCUGCCCCACGGCGCGGCCCCGGGGUCCGACGCGUUCCGGGAGCGUCACCCACCGAGCCCGUGCUGCAGUGACGGGGAGCGAGCGGAGCCGCUGCCGCCGCUGAGCCUCUGGGCCGUGUUGCGGAGCUGCUGGAGCGCCGAGCCCGCGCUGCAGGGGGUCCUGCUCUACCUGCACGCCCUGCACCGCACCUUCCCGCGGGCGCUGACGCUCCGUGGCACGGCCCUGCUGGGAUGGGCACCCUCUGCUCCCCACGCCCCGGGCUUCUGCCCGCUGCCCACGCUGUACUGCACGCCCCCCGAGGCCGCCGCUCUGCCCCUGCGCUCCGCAGCCCUGCGGGUGCAGCUGCUCUUCGCCCUGCGGACACGUUCGCUGCGCGUGCUGGAGGCCCGGCUGCCCAAUGAGCUGCACGACGUGCUGGUGGCUCUGCGGGACGGCUGGGCCGAACUGGCCCAUGACCUGGAGCUGGGCACGCUGAGCCCCCAGCCCGGGCUGCCCGAGGAGAUGCGGGGUUGGCUGCAGGCGCUGCUGGUCCCUGACAGCACGCGGGCAGCAGAGCUGCGAGCUGAGUGUGAGAGGGGCUUCGAGGGCAUCGUGCGGCGCCUGUGGCCGCAGCUGCAGGUGGUGGUGGUGGGGACGGUGCGUGGCGGGGAGCGGCUGUACUGCGAUGCCCUGCCCUGGGCAGCCUGCGAGGGGCUGCCGCUGUACUGCCCCUGGUACCGAGUGGCAGGAGCUCUGCUCGGUGUCAACCUAUGGCCAAAAGAGCCCACGCCUCGCUUCGUGCUGUGCCCAGAGUGGGCAUUUUGUGAGUUCCUGCCCUGCCCGGUCGAUGAGAAGGAGGAGCAGCACACAGCGCUGCUGGGGGAGCUCUGGGAGGGACGCGAGUACACACUGAUCCUCACCGCCCGGCCUGGGGAGUACAGGUGCCGUGCUGGAGAGGUGCUGCGGGUGGCUGGCUUUCAUAAGCAGUGCCCUGUGGUGGAGCCUGUGCGCAGGGAGAGCCAAGUACUGAGUGUGCGCGGUGAGAGCAUCCCUGAGGAGCAGUUCUGCAGAAGCCUGCGCCGUGCCUUGGGCAUGUGGCCAGGUGCCCGCCUCAUGGACUACAUCUGUGUGGAGAGCACCUUGCUGGGUGCCUCCUCAGGGGCCGGUGCCCCCCAUUACGAGGUAUUCGUGGAGCUGCGGGGCCUGCGGGACCUGUCGGAGGAGCAACGCCACAAGCUGGACCACUGCCUGCAGGAGGAUUUCCCCAUCUAUAAGUCGUUCCGCUUCAAGGGCAGCAUCGGGCCGCUGCGCCUGCACCUGGUUGGGGCCGGGGCCUUCGCACGGCUGCGGGCGGCCAUGGGCUGCCCCGUCCCCAUGCCCCGGGUGCUGCGGGAGGAGCGACUGCUGGCUGUCAUCCAGGGCACUGUUAUCUCCUAAGGGCAGCACUGGGAUUUGCUUGGUGUCACUCACUGGGCACGGAGUGGGACUGGGGUGAGGGCACUCGAUGGAGCAGAUGGAGCCAGCAGAGCAUGACUCUGGCCCUUCUCAGGGCUCACUUUGGGCACAGGGUGGGACUUUGGCUGCAGGUGGCCAUCCUCAGGGCCUUUCUGGACGUGCCUUAGCCAAAGGUUGGCCCCAUCAAGUGCCAUCAGAUGAGGGGCAGCGGUGCCUGUGCCUUUCCUGAGGGUCCUUUGGGGGUUCACAGCCAGUGGCCAUCACAGGGGAACAGCAGAAACCUCCCUGGGAUUGGGGAGCCCCGGGGCCCUGCAGCUUUGUGUCCCCUGGCCUGGAUGCCCUGGGCAGGGCGUGUGCUGGCAUCAGUGACAGCUGCUCCUCCACAGCCCCAGCACAGGUCUGCUGGUUCAGAAACAAUCAGCUCCAGCAGGGACUUUUUAAUGUAAAAAAACAAAACAAACAGGAAAAAAAAAAAACAAACAGAUGCAAAAUAAAAGAGGAUUAUCUCUCAAAUAUAAAUAAAGGACAGCGCUCUGGGA